This is a messenger RNA of Carassius auratus (goldfish), 4465 nucleotides long. Its product is annotated as E3 ubiquitin-protein ligase MSL2-like. The record is from RefSeq and is a predicted model, not a curated record. Gene Ontology annotation, molecular function: ubiquitin protein ligase activity. The transcript has 2 exons. Gene Ontology annotation, biological process: protein ubiquitination. Gene Ontology annotation, cellular component: MSL complex. Lineage: Eukaryota; Metazoa; Chordata; Actinopteri; Cypriniformes; Cyprinidae. Bases 794 to 2416 code for a protein of 540 amino acids.
AUUCCACGAGCUCUUUUACUUUUGUUGGUAUUGUUCCUCUCAGGAUGCAAAAGUUAACAGAGGAACGAAGCUGGCUCUUUGCACAGGCUAAUGUAUGUAAAUAUGCUGUAGCUCAGUUGAACGCUACAUAAACAUAUCCCUCAAACGUAAGGUUAUCGCACUCGGUUAAAGAAAGAAAAGCGCUCUUAUUCAGCAAGACGAAGAAAAGUCAGCAAUAUUAGCUAGCUAGCGAACAAGUAGACAGGCGAACCGUGAUCUGUUCUGUUAAGCCUCAUGAACAGCCGCUGUGUUGGAAUAUUUCAAAGAUUAUACUUUUUUCUCAACCGAGACUGUUUUUCCAGUUCGUAUUUGUGGACUGAUCAUUCGCGAAGCUCGUGCCACCGACAGUACAGCUCGAGGCCUGUUGUGCCUCUUAGUAAAAUGCUGUUUAUUGUCCAGUCCUUCGUGUCUGUGUUUUUUGUUUUAAAGUGUAGCGCUCUUUCUGUUGAGGCUUUUGGGAUCUGACACGCAUGGAAAGCAGACUUUAGUCGGUGCUAUACCGCCUACAGCACCUUAUUUUCUCCGGACUGACCGUCUCUGGAGGAUCUUCGAAAUACUGAGCAAAGCUUUGACAUGUUAACAAGCAGACGACUCCGAACUGCUCAUCUGCUUGCGAGUCAUGUCAAACUACACUCUUUGUGUGAGGCGUUGGCUCAAGCCUGGUUGAUUGUGUUCUCACAGUUAUCGUCCAUCAAGACUGGCUCAGAGUAGCCGAUCAGCUUCUCUCGUCCCGCUGUACACGGACCUCGCGGAGAUGAACCCGGUGAACGCCACCGCGCUGUACGUGUCGGCGUGCCGCUCUCUUCUGCAGUGCGACCCGAUGGACCCGGGUACAUACGGAGGGUUGUUUAACGUCUUGCCUUUCUUUAGAGACUCCCUAUCCUGCUUGGUGUGUGGGAAUUUGCUUCAGGAUCCAGUUGCUCCAAAAAACUCCUCCUGCCAGCACUAUGUUUGCAAGGGUUGUAAAGGCAAGAAAAUGUUUUUAAAGCCAUCCUGCAGCUGGUGUAAAGACUAUGAGCAGUUUGAGGAGAAUAAACAGCUCCAGAUUCUGAUCGACUGCUACAGGAAUCUCUGCGAGUGUGUCUCAGUGUGCGUCACAUCCGAGCAGAGUGCCUCGGGGGUCAAGGGUUACCCCGAGGUCAACAAGAUACUGGAGGAGGUGUUGGGGGUGAGUCAGGAACACGAAGACCUCAGUCCUGGCAGAGACACUUUGGAUGUUCCUCAUCUCAAAACAGAGACUGACUCUUCACAAAGCUCUACUGAUGUCAACCUGACUGACUCGGAUAAACCCUCUGAGCAGAUCCCAGCUGAACUAGAGACCCCUGAGCCUGUCAGGGCUGACGGACCUCUGAAAUCUGACUCAUCACUACACAUGGGUGCUGUCACUGUUAACGCAAAGUCCAAAGUUAGUCAAGAGACAAGCAGUGAAUCGUUGCAACUCAAUGCGGAGAGCACAAGCGUCCUGGAAGACCUUAAAUCUGACAUUACGAGCAAGGAUGUAUCAUGCGGACAGACUAAAGCAACACCAGAGCCAUGUCAGAACUCAUUACAGUCCCAAACCAGCGGCGCCCUCGCGCCAGCACUCCCUCCGCAAUCUCAGACGGGCCUGACUUGCCUCGCCACAGCCCACAGAAAAGUGCAUCUGAGCCGAAAGCGCUCUCGCUCUGAAAGCGACAGUGAGAGUCUCCAACCUCUAGCCAUCACCAGCCUCAUCCAGGGGCCAUCGGUAGCAGCCACAGUCCCGCCUAAUACAGCAUUUGAACCGAAAGCGCCCUCCCCACCUGCUGUCGUGCUCACUAACGGAGGCGUUUUGAAGGUUAAUAAGGCUGUGCUGGGUUCAACAAAAAAUAUCCAGAUAAACACAGACCUAGGUAAUAAGAAAGUUCAGGCGAAGUCUAAAGUGGCUGUCCCGAAGGCAAAGGGAAAGGCAAAGGACAGGCUGCUGUCAGCUAGCGUUUUAGCAGGACAACCAGGACAGCCCCAUAAAGCCGUGUACAAAAAGACACAAGAGAAAAAAGGCUGCAAGUGUGGACGAGCCACCCAGAAUCCAAGUGUUCUUACCUGCAGAGGCCAAAGAUGCCCCUGCUACUCCAACCGUAAGGCCUGCUUGGACUGCAUCUGCAGGGGCUGCCAGAACUCAUACAUGGCCAACGGGGAGAAGAAGCUGGAGGCCUUCGCCGUGCCCGAAAAAGCCCUGGAGCAAACCAGACUCACGCUCGGCAUCAACCUCACCAGUAUAUCUGUGAGAAACGCUGGAACGAACGCUACAGGAGUUCUCGGCCUGUCCGCGGGCUCCCCUAUGGCCUCUUUCCUCACGUCCAGCACCGACGAGGACCAGAGCUUUGAAGAGGCUCUAGAGAUGCAUUUCGACUGUUGAUAGCUCUCCUGCUACUGAUAUCUCUCCCAGCCGUGGCCGAUUCCUGGUUUAUGUCGAACAGAAACUGUUUGCCAAAACUCUAGUCUGUAGUUUUCAUGUUCAACCUCUACCAUAACAAACAAACACACACUGCUGUAAUGGAAAGUUACUGUGAAGCUGUAUGGCACAUUUUGUUAUUCUGAAGGAAUUGUUUGCUUCUGUGUGGCUGUUUUAUUCACAAUGAACUUAGGAUCUGAUAAAAGGCUGUUCUUUUUCUUUGACUAUUCAAUGACCCCAAACUUACAAUGAGUUCCACUAGUGUGAUGAGUUUGUUGGGUAACACGUCUAGCAGCUCAUUACAGACUGUCCAGAAGCAGUGAUUAAUGUGUCUACAUUCUGUGGUGAAUUUAUUCCCCAAAUUAAUUUAAAUAUAUAUAGCUUCUAAACAUUAAUUGAAGGUAAAAUUAUAUACAGCUAUGUGUAAUGCCUGUUUAACCUCGAAUAAAAUCACAAUUUACUAAUGGUGGAAAUGUAGCACUUAGUCCCAAUAGUGUUAACUGGUUUAGACACUGUCCUGGUUGCUAUAGUGAUCACUUCCUGUGUCACAUCCCCCAACUCUUGGUUAUGGGACUGGGUGUCCCAUCAGGAUAUCGAGUUAUUUUAUUUUCUUGUUUAAUAGAUGGUUCUUUGUUUUUCUGAAUGGAGAGUAAUGGCAUAUCUAUUAUAAUUCAUCAUGUUCCAGGUUUGAAAGAAAGACAUUUACAUUCCUGUGGUUUUGUAAGGAUGAUGAAGCACAAAUUUGUCACAACAGCUAUGUUUUUCUGACUUCGAGAGUUCAUUAUAUCCUCACUAUUGUUCAUUGUUAGUUCAGACUGAGCUUACUGUUUCAUCAGUACAGUAAAGUGGGGGAAAUAUUUAUUUGAUCCUCUGCUGAUUUUGUAAGUUUGGCGACUUACAAAGAAGUGAGGGGUCUGUCAUUUUUAUGGCAGGUUUAUUUUAAGGUAGAGGUAGAAGGAUGUAGAUCCACUACUCUUUACAGAUCCUAUCUAAAUCCUUAAGGUUUCUUGGCUGUUGUUUGGCAACUAAAAGUGUCAGCUCCCUCCACAGAUUUUCUACAGGAUUGAGGUCUGGAGGCCACUUCAUGACCUUAAUGUGCUUCUUCUUGAGCCACUCCUUUGUUGUCUUGGCGGUAUGUUUCGGGUUUUUGUUAUACUGAAUGACCCAGCUUCAGUGUUCUGGCUAAGGGGAAGCAGGUUCUCGCUCCAAGAUUUCGGUCCAUUUGCCCCUCAAUGUGGCCCUCAAACUUACAAAAUCGUCAGGGGAUCAAAUAAAUAUUUUCCCCACUGAAUCUACAAAGAUUUCUUAAACAAGUGAAUGUAAGAGUGUUCAGUGUGUUGCCUGAGAAUGUAUUCAUGGCAGUGAUUAUUUUUAAAGCAAUAUGAAAAACAAAAUGAUAGAUAACCAUCUUUUUAAAACCUUUUCCCCACACAGUCAUCAUUUUUGUUUAGAUGCAAACUUUAAAUGAGUAUUUCAAGAUGUUUUGUUCUUUAAACGUUUGCCUGAGCACCUUUUAGCACCCAGUCAUGCCUCUUUACUAUGAUCCUGAUUUGUUGUGUUUGUCUUGCAAUUGUGUUGUGAUUCCUGUUCUAGGGACCAAAACUAGAAAUAUGUGUCGAGAAAGGUUAGUGAACAUGUGUUUACUGUUCUACUGCACCAUAUUAUGUCUUAUGUAAUGAAGCAGGGGAGACAGUGCUUCAUCCGUAUCCUUAAAUAUGAUUGAAAACUCUAUCGGUAGGGCUUUGACCAAAAAUGGAAGAAUCUUCUAGUUAAAUCUUGGAUCUUAGUGGGAUAUUUUGUUGUAUUUUCAAAUCGUAUAGUUUUGGUAUUGUUGUUUUAUUCCUUCCUUUGCUUUUCAAUGGUCAUUACUUGAACUCAGAUUUUAGUUUCUUGAUUUGUGAAUUACUGGAGAACCUCUUAUUGCUGGUUUAUUCACUGCCACAUUGAACUAAUGAAAACUGCAGAAAACAAACAAAAAAAUAAAUUAUAGUUUUUUAUUUCUUGUUUUUCAAA